UGAGAAAGGAAAGGGAAAGUCGAGAGAGAAUCGAAUGAAGAAUUUCCUCUUUUUGUAGGAGAAAUGGUUAUCCAUCAAAGCGGGAGAUAGAAAGAUAUUUUUUUUCUUCUCUGUUUCUUUUUCUCCCUCCUCAGGGCUCCUCCAUUUCCUGAUCUCUCGUUCUUUCCAUUUUCUCUGCGACAAGGAAUCAGCAGAUUUUGUGGCGAGUUGAUUGGUUUCUGCAGCAAAUUUUUUAUAUCGUAUUUUGAGGAAAUGGGGUACAUCGGUGCACAUGGGGUUGCAACGUUGCACAGAUACAAGUACAGUGGUGUUGAUCACUCUUAUGUUGCUAAAUAUAUACUGCAACCCUUUUGGAGUCGCUUUGUUAAUUUCUUUCCACUAUGGAUGCCUAAGCUUUCUUUCUGAUGAUAUGCUGACUUAUCAUUCCUCUGUUCUCAUUUCACAUGCGUUCCUGGAUGAUUUCAUCAGUCCGAACAUGAUAACACUUGUGGGAUUUAUGUUCUUGAUCACAUCAGCAGUUCUUGGUUAUAUAUAUUCUCCUCAGUUAGAUUCACCUCCCCCUAGGUGGGUUCAUUUUGCACAUGGAUUGCUUCUUUUUCUUUAUCAGACUUUUGAUGCUGUUGAUGGGAAGCAAGCACGGAGGACAAAUUCCUCGAGUCCAUUGGGAGAACUUUUUGACCACGGAUGUGAUGCACUGGCAUGUGCGUUUGAAUCCUUAGCAUUUGGGAGCACCGCCAUGUGUGGAAGAUCUUCUUUCUGGUUCUGGGUUCUUUCUGCUGUUCCCUUCUAUGGUGCAACAUGGGAACACUUCUUCACCAAUACUCUAAUUCUUCCUGUUGUAAAUGGACCUACUGAGGGUCUCAUGCUGAUUUAUUUAUGUCACUUUUUCACCACCUUUGUUGGUGCUGGGUGGUGGGCUCAGCCGUUUGGGAAGUCCAUACCAAUUUUUAGUUGGGUUCCAUUUCUCCAUGCUAUUCCUACAUUCAGAGCUGCACUGAUUUUAUUGGCUGCUUUCGGUGUCAUUCCAACAGUUGCAUUCAAUGUGUACAAUGUUUACAAGGUUGUUCAAGCUAGAAAAGGAAACAUGCUAUUAGCAUUAGCGAUGCUUUACCCAUUUGUCGUACUUGUCGGAGGAGUCUUGGCAUGGGAUUAUUUGUCACCUUCUGAUAUUAUUGGAAGCUAUCCGCAUCUGGUUAUAACUGGAACUGGACUUGCUUUUGGAUUCUUAGUGGGGAGAAUGAUUCUUGCUCACCUUUGUGAUGAACCCAAGGGCUUGAAAACUGGAAUGUGCAUGUCGCUAUUAUUUCUUCCUCUUGCCAUUGCGAAUGCUCUCACAGCUAGGCUUAACGACGGGGAACCUUUGGUUGAUGAAAGUUUGGUUGUUCUUGGUUACUGUAUUUUUAAUGUUGCUCUGUAUUUGCACUUCGCAACUUCAGUCAUUCAUGAGAUCACCACUGCCUUGGGAAUCUAUUGCUUCAGGAUAACGAGGAAAGAGGCUUAAAGUUGGCUGCAGUUUUCUUUAGGCCAACUGGAAUUCGAAUGAUGCAGCUGCAAGUAUACAUAUAUAUUCUGGGUCUGAAGAGAAACAACAAUUCUGCAUUACUGAUAUCAUUUUUGGAUGAAAUUGGGCAUAGUUUGAUCCUGUAAUUGCUAUCCAAUUCAUCCCAUUGCUCUGUUAGAUUGUUUAUCGUAUCGUUUAUAGGGUUAUUUUAGGUGAACUGACAUGUUUUGAAUUUUAAUUCUUGAGAGAACUUAUAAUAAUGUUGUAUUUGACUUUUAUUUUGU
Cucurbita maxima (winter squash) is the source of this 1785-nucleotide messenger RNA. RefSeq names its product choline/ethanolaminephosphotransferase 1. The record is from RefSeq and is a predicted model, not a curated record. The transcript is spliced from 20 exons. Lineage: Eukaryota; Viridiplantae; Streptophyta; Magnoliopsida; Cucurbitales; Cucurbitaceae. Gene Ontology annotation, cellular component: membrane. Gene Ontology annotation, molecular function: phosphotransferase activity, for other substituted phosphate groups. Bases 272 to 1501 code for a protein of 409 amino acids. Gene Ontology annotation, biological process: phospholipid biosynthetic process.